Molecule: messenger RNA, 1217 nt
Organism: Otolemur garnettii (small-eared galago)
Lineage: Eukaryota; Metazoa; Chordata; Mammalia; Primates; Galagidae
Gene: ASPRV1
Product: aspartic peptidase retroviral like 1
Exons: 1
Coding region: 210-977 (255 amino acids)
Biological process (GO): proteolysis
Cellular component (GO): membrane
Molecular function (GO): aspartic-type endopeptidase activity
Source: RefSeq, a predicted model, not a curated record
GCUGUGCAGAGCUAGCAGGCCACAGCAGCACCUGCAUCUGUACUCAGUCAGUCCUGUUGCCUGCUCCCUUCUGCUUGCCCACUGCCGGGCAAGUAAGGAACACCCUGCUUCGUGAAACCUUGUUCUCCAGCGUGAUUGCGCCCACACUGCUCUGUGGCGUUCUCUUCUUGGCGUGGGUUGCUGCUGAAGUUCCAGCAGAGAGCAGAAGGAUGGCAGAGAGUGGAGCCAGGAGCCAGGAAGGCCGCCGGCAGCAUGCCUUCAUCCCAGAGCCUUUUGAUGGAGCUAAUGUCCCUCCAAGCCUCUGGCUGCACCGCUUUGAAGUCAUCGAUGACCUCAACCAUUGGGACCAUGUCACCAAGCUAAGGUUCCUGAAAGAGUCCCUUCGGGGAGAUGCCCUGGAGGUCUACAGUGGGCUUACUCCCCAGAACCAGGGAGAUUAUGAGAUAGUGAAAGAGGCCCUCCUGAAGGCCUUUGGAGUCCCCAGGACUGUCGCCAGCCACCUGCCCAAAGAGAUCGUCUUUGCCAACAGCAUGGGUAAGGGUUACUACCUCAAGGGGAAGAUUGGCAAAGUACCUGUGAGGUUCCUAGUGGACUCUGGGGCCCAGGUCUCCGUGGUGCACCCAAGCUUGUGGGAGGAUGUCACCGAUGGCGAUCUGGAGACCUUGAAGCCCUUUGAUAGUGUGGUGAAGGUGGCCAAUGGCGCUGAAAUGAAGAUCCUGGGUGUCUGGGAUACCACAGUGUCCCUGGGCAAACUGAAGCUGAAGGCAAAAUUCCUAGUGGCCAACGCAAGUGCUGAGGAGGCCAUCAUUGGCACCGACGUGCUCCAGGACCACAAUGCUGUCCUGGACUUCGAGCACCGCACAUGCACCCUGAGGGGGAAGAAGUUCCGCCUUUUGCCUGUGGGAGGGUCCCUGGAAGAUGAAUUUGAUCUGGAGCUCAUAGAGGAGGAGCCCUCUUCAGAGGAGGCACAGCAGUAGCUCUUUCAUUGAGAAGCCCCCUUUCUUUAACUCCCCAAUAUUGGUGAGAAACCCACCAUUGUUGGGGGUGCAUAACUUCAGGGGAGUCCUUGGGUGUGGCCAACCCUCUAAAUCAACUCUUACCCUUCCCUUUUCCUCCCUCCACAAAAGCCUUCAUCUGCCCCUGGGGGAAAGGCUUCCAAUGAAAAGGCACAGGUGAGGGAGGGAGAGCAGGCUGGCCUGGAGGGACAGGGUCCCCAU